Molecule: messenger RNA, 717 nt
Organism: Merops nubicus (carmine bee-eater)
Lineage: Eukaryota; Metazoa; Chordata; Aves; Coraciiformes; Meropidae
Gene: TNFRSF4
Product: tumor necrosis factor receptor superfamily, member 4
Exons: 6
Coding region: 1-717 (238 amino acids)
Biological process (GO): inflammatory response
Molecular function (GO): tumor necrosis factor receptor activity; protein binding
Source: RefSeq, a predicted model, not a curated record
AUGAGCCACCGCUGCACUGCAACAAGAGACACGGUCUGCAUCCCCUGCCAGGAUGAAUACUUCAGCAGUGAGCACCACCACAGCUUCUGCCAGAGCUGUACAAUCUGUGACACUGGGAAGGGGAGCGUGGAAGUGAAGAAGUGUGAGAAGACCUCUGACAGGAUUUGCAGGUGUCGUGCAGGUUACAUGCCAGCUGCUGGGUGGACACCAGGAAGUGUAUGUUCACCAUGUCCUGAAGGGUCUUAUUCCACAGGGGGAAAUGAAAACUGUCAGCCUUGGACCAACUGCAGCAGUUUUGGGAAGAGUACUCUUCGAGCAGGGACAAAAACAAGUGAUGCUAUUUGCAGUGACCACGUCACACAACCAGUUACCCCUCGGAGUACAACACUGCCUUGGAAUCUUUCCACCACUGACCACAAGAAGAAUACCUCCACUGAAGUGUUCUCCCCAUCCAGACCCAGCCUGGUUCCUUUCAUUUGCCCCGACACAAAGAGCAGCCCCACAGAGACCAACUGGGGGUCUUUAUCACUCAUCCUUAUUUGUCUGAUCCUGCUCCUGGUGAGUGGAAUGGCCAUCCUCCUGUUGAUUAUCCAAGCAGCCAAAAAACAGACCAAGAGGAGGCCUUGUAGAAACAACAAUGGAGGAGAAGAAAAGAGCUGUCGAAUUCCUGUCCAGGAAGAACAAAUUGACUCCAAUUCUAGUCUCAUCAAAAACUGA